CUGCACCUUCACUGUGAGAUGCACUCCGGCAUCUGCCGAGACCAGCGUUCCCGACCUCCAGUGCUCACUUCUCAGGGUGAUUCGGCAGCCGAGUACAUUGUAAAGGUCAGCGUCGUGCCGGUCAUGCUCGCUCUCAUCAGCGGCUACCGGCAGCGGAACCGGCGGAUCCCGGCGCGUUCUGUGCUGCUCCUGUCUCUCGGCUCCGUCCUCUUCAGCUGCGUGUGCAUCUCAGCGGCGGGGUCUGUCGUCCAACGGCAGCGCCCCUCUCCACCAGCCGCCGGCGCCGGUACCGGUCUUCCCGCAGUGGUGCACAACGAGAGGGGCAAGAUCGAGCGUCGUUGCGAAGGUGACGCUCGCUCCCGCCGCUCUGCAUCAGGCACUCAGUCUGGGGGAAAUACCCCGCCGCCGUGGAAAAACGUCACCGGGAGGGUGCUGACGCCCACCCCGGCUGCCGUUCGAGUGGGCCGAGCGUUCUGGAUGACCGCGCAGCCAAUCCGUCGAUCUGACGAGGCCGUGAGAUCGCCGACGGAGAGCUCGCUGCUGAAACUCGGAGCACAGCAGACGGAGCGGGUGCCGGCUGACAGGGAGGUGGUGUCCACCAGUCGCCUGCUGCACGAGCUGAGCUCGGACAGCUCGGCUGCGGCGCUGUCCCGGUACGGUGAUCGGCCCUGGAGUGACGCCGACCUGAGCUCCCUGCUGAUCCAGCUCCAGGAGCUGGGUGGCGAGGCUGAGCUGCCGCAGCUCCGGCUCGGCUCGGUGGGCGAGUUUCGCCGCGAGCUGCGCCGCUGCAGUGCGGUUGUCACCGUCCUGGAGAAGGACCAGCUCGGCGCUAGCAGCUCGAGUCUCCAGAAGUUGUACCAGCUGCCGGCAGCCGAGGGCUGUCUGCAGCUGCUGCUGCGACUCCAGCUGCUGCCGGUGACCCGACCCAGAGCACGCGAGGCUGCGGGCACCCUGCUCGGUGAGCCCAAACGGCUGAAUCUGAUCUGAACGAGACGGUGCACCUGACCAUUCAGUGUAGCACCGCCGCACUUGACAUCUGUACAUAUCUUCUCAUUAGAAUGCUCGGGUAGAUAAUGGAUCAGUUAGGACAGAAAGAGGUCGUCCUUGCGUGGGAAUGGUUGGAUGUAGAGCUCACGCAGCCUAGAUGCAGCAGAUGUGCUCGGAUGCGCAGUUGAACGAGUUUAUAGCAUUGUGAUGCUUAUUACGAGGUGUGGCUAAAAAGAAACCGGACUGUUCGUGCUGACCAUAAAGUAGGGGGCCCGAAAACUAGCGAGACACUGGACAUUAAUCUUUAUCAUAUUGUCGUGAUGUGUGCCAUACGGCACCUCGAUAUCGCUAUUAUUCUCCUUUCCACAGCUCCUUGUUUUAUUGAUGACGCUGACGCUGGUCACUCCGGUCUGGAUGUCCUCGACUGAUUGAAAAUGGGUUUCCUUGACGACGUUUUUCAUUUCAGGGAACAGCCAAAAGUCACAGGGAGCCCGAGGUUUGGCAAAUAAGGGGGUGCUUGAGCACCGCGACCUGCUUUUCGGCAACGAACUGCUGGACGCUAAUGGCAGAAUGCGCGGGAGCAUUGUCGUGAUGGAGCACCCAGUUCUUGGCUUCCCAGAAACUCCACUUGGUGCGCGUGACUCGUGAAAUGAGGCGUCCCAGGUCUUCCUUGUAGAAGUGGCUGGUCGACUGUGGUACACCUCCAGCACGAACUGGCGGUGAACGAAUCCCCGAUGAUCGAAAAAGACGAUCAAUGUCAUCUCCACUCUCGACUUCGACAUGCGCGCGGACGUUGAUGGACCUCCAGACCUUGGGGUCAUCACCGACAUCCUCACGACCAGUGCUGAACCUCGUAUGCCAUUCAAACACUUGCAUGUAACACAUGACUUGCUCCCCAUUAACAGCCUUGAACAGAUUCAGCGUCUCUGUUGGACUUUUCUCCAGUCUGGCAAGGAACGUGAUGUUCCCUCUUUUUUCGAAAUUCAUUGUAGAAGCCUGGCGAUGACAAGGCCGCCGAACAUCGAUAGAACAAAGACCUGUAGAAAAGAGAAUUAUUGCGACAUCGAGAUGCCGUUUGGCACACAUCACGACAAUAUGCUGAAGAUUAAUGCCAAGUGUCUCGCUAGUCUUCGGGUCCCCUAGUUUAUGGGCAGCACGAGCAGUCCGGUUUCUUUUUAGCCACACCUCGUAUUGUGUGUUGUUGUUAUUGUAUACGUAAAUUUAUGACUUACGACGAAACUUGUUAAAUGUUACGCAUGAAUUAUGCAAUAAACGUCAUAUAUUUUAC
Amphibalanus amphitrite is the source of this 2275-nucleotide messenger RNA. RefSeq lists its product as uncharacterized. The coding region runs from base 19 to 987 and encodes 322 amino acids. The record is from RefSeq and is a predicted model, not a curated record. The transcript has 2 exons. NCBI's taxonomy places the organism in Eukaryota, Metazoa, Arthropoda, Thecostraca, Balanomorpha, Balanidae.